This is a messenger RNA of Gordionus sp. m RMFG-2023, 2056 nucleotides long. RefSeq lists its product as uncharacterized. The coding region runs from base 287 to 1912 and encodes 541 amino acids. Lineage: Eukaryota; Metazoa; Nematomorpha; Gordioida; Chordodea; Parachordodidae. Gene Ontology annotation, molecular function: telomerase RNA binding; telomeric repeat DNA binding. Gene Ontology annotation, biological process: telomere maintenance via telomerase. The record is from RefSeq and is a predicted model, not a curated record. The transcript has 3 exons. Gene Ontology annotation, cellular component: telomerase catalytic core complex.
UUAAUUUAUUGGACUAUCCAUCAUUUAGUCCAUAUCUCAAAUAUAUUAAUAAAAUAAUUAGGUGACUUAAUUGGUUGUCAGGAGAGUGAGCUGUUAAUUUCUCUUGAUAUUUUAUUUAAUGAAUUUUCUGAUAUAAAAUUUGAGUGUUUAUGAUUAUUUUUUGAAUGAAUAUUUUAUUUAGCAUAUAAUAUAUGGGUAGUUGGAUAUAAAUGGUGCAGGGUAAGGAUAUUAUAUCUAUUUUAAUAAAUAUUUAUUAUAUUUAUAUUAAUUUAAUAUUAGAUUCCAUAUGGAAAUAUUUUUAGAAUUGUAUCAUCAUGCAUAUACGCUGUAUGACUUAUUAAUAUGCAUCCCGCCAUACCUAAAAAUUUUGGAUGCAAAAAAAUAUAUAAUAUGCAGUAACUAUCCCAUUAUUCCUAAAUCAUACAUCAAUGAAUAUCAAACCAAUCAUAUAUUGUCAGUUAAUUUUUUAAAAUUGGAAAUGGAUAUUCAAUAUUUAUUGGAUCAUUUUGAAUAUCAAAUGUUAGAAACAUUUUAUUGUUACACAGCAUCUCAUUUGUGGAUUACAAUUUUUAAAGAUAAUAACAAAUUAAACCAAAGUGAUUUAUAUGGAAUGUUAAGUUUAAUUAAAACAAAUUGUGAUAUAUUUUAUUUUGUAUCUUCUAUUGAAAAACUUAAUAUUCACUUUAAAAAUGGUUAUUUUGUUAAAAUUUACGAAAUGGAAACUUUGAAUAUACAUUUAAAACAAUUUAAUAUAGGAAAACUUAAAAAUUUGAGAAACAUAUUUUGCAGUGAUAAAGAAAUACUUGAAGUUCAAAAUAAAUAUUUUAUUCACGUGAAUCAUAUUAUUUUGAAUACAAACACUAAUUUCGGAAGACAUGUUUUCCCAAAAACACAUAUUUUAUCAAAAUGCAAUAACUGCUCAAAUAUGCAAAAUUUGAUUAAAGAUUUUAUGGAAUUAUUAUUUACAUUGCCUUUCAUUGACUCUAAUCGGAAGAGAUAUCCUAGAGAAUUAUCCCCACUUAAUAAGGAAUAUAUUGAAGUUUUGAUAGAAAAUCCUUUCUACUAUGGUGUUAUAAAAAAAUUAAUCAUCAAUCAUAAUGUUUGCAAUUAUCGUAAAUUAGUUAACAAAAACUGUCCUGCGAUUUAUGGAUGUCAACAAAAUGCAUAUAUUAAAUCAACAUAUAAAUUUAAAAAUUAUUUGAAUUAUAUUAUACUCGAAAAAUUUGGUCCCACCAAAUAUACAAGGAAGCACAAACAAAGCAUUACAAAUCUAUACCCUUUAAAUAAAUUUCGUUUUUCUCCUAAAUUCAAUGGAACACGAACUAUUAUCAAUACCAAGCAAAACUUUAGAAAGAAUUAUAGAUGGUUAUUUCCAUUUAUGACUUAUAUAUGUAAUCUUGAUAAUUAUAAAGGUUAUGGCGUCAACUCUAGGAUGAUACACACAAAAUGGUUCGAUUUUUUGAAUCAUUGCUCGAAAGAAUAUACAAGUGAAUAUAAAAAAAUGAAAUUAUAUUUUAUCAAUGCUGACUUAAACAAAUGUUAUGAUAAUAUAGAUGUUCAAAAACUUUAUUCUAUAUUAAUAGAGUUGAUAAUUCAGUUGUCCCCUCCAUUUUAUUAUUGCUCCUAUUAUGAAAUAAAAAAACAGCAUUCAAAAAAAUUCAGUAAUGACGGGUAUGUCAUACAUAACACCAGAGAGGCCAAGAUUAAUAAAAAUCUUAAAUUUUUAUUUUCUCGAACUAAACAAGAUGCAUUAGAAGAUAUAUCCGAUUCAAAUUCAAAAUUUUUUACGAAUAAUUGUAGUAAUGAAAUAAAAUAUAAUUUGAUUUAUAUUAGAAAGCAAUCGGAAAUCAAGACUUUACAAUUAAACACGAUUUUACAGGCUUUCCCCGAGAAAGAUCUACAGAAUAUAUAAACUAUCAAAAGGUAUUCCUCAGGGGUCUUCGUUAUCUUCAUUAUUUUGCGAUAUGUAUUUAGGUCACAUGGAAAAAUUGUUAUUUAAAUCGAUUUUUAAUUCAAAACAAUGUUUUAUAGUGCGCAAUGUCGAUGAUUAUUUUUU